AUGACGGUCUCGAAGUGGCUCACUCUGACUCGUCAAUGCCUGCUUCGUCGAAUCUCUGUGCAAGACUUCGGCAACUUGCUGCGGAACCAUGACGGUGAAAUCGAUGGCAAGCGAUUAUUUGGGGCCCUGGUUGAAUGUCGGGAAUCUUUCUGCCAGCCAGGAGAUCCUCUCGUCUCACUUUAUAUCGACUACAUUGCAACCGCUGGAGUUAUCGUCAUAUCCGACGCACUGGUUAUCCUCACAAAACGUUGGAAUGCAACAAGGUCCCCAGCCACACAAGGUGCACUUGCAUGCUACAAUGACACCCUGCAAGAUUUGACCAUGGUGAUUGUCUCCCCAAAGUUCAAGACCGGGGCAGCUGAAGCACGCCUAGCUCUACAGAUCUCGUCAAGAUGGCUUUCUACUUUGGCACGACAAGCAUCACGAGGAGAUUCUGAGCCACCAGGAAUGGAGCUCAGCAGCACCAUCGAAUUGCUCGCCUUCCUCAUGGCAUCUAUGACCGCAACUGACGCUGGACUCGAAUCUUUAUCCAUUGCCAAGAGCCUGGAGCAAAAGGAGAAAUACGUGGCUGUCGACAACUUACGCACUCUAGUGAAACAGGCCUUUGAGCUCUGCUUGCCAUUAUAUUCUACGCUCUCUUCUCAGCUCAUGGAGCGGAUAAACACAGUCUUGAAACAUAUUAACCUCCUGGAUGAUGGCUCGGCGCAGCCUGGCAAUGCCCCUGCCCCUGCUUCCGAGAUUCAAGCGCUUCAAUUUCAAGUCUCUAUCGCAGAUAGCCAGUUGGUGGCUUCCAAAGCUGGCACAAUGCUUUACCUAGAAAGUCUUCUCUUUGCAGGCUCAACUAUCGACGAUGGAGGGACAGUGCAUUGGCUUUCAGCGCGCCAUCAGAAUGAUUACCAGUCAAUGUUCAUCGACGUCUUUACGUCCUCCUUUUCCAUUCUCAAAGCCCAGACCAUUACUCCUGGCAGAACUUUAUGCAUGCAGCAGUGUCAGAUUUUCAUUCAGAACAAACUUCCAGCACUUCUGUCAAUGAUAUCAGCCUCUUCAUUCAACAGUUUCAAUACCGAACGAGCCAUGACCGACUCAUGGCAUCAAGUGGUGUCUUUACUUUCGUCACAAGACCUUAUUUUGACGGGCGCUAGGCUGCUGCACGUCUGUACUUUGCAUCACUUGCUCCCGGCACAAACCGCAGUACAGCUCGUUGGAAACGAGGAUACUUUGAAAGGACUGAGCAAGGGCUUGUAUGCUAAGGAUGACCUCGUGGCACAAGUCCACGCAAAUCCUACGAGAGGACCCAAACUUGUUGAGGAAUUGACCCGCAGCGAUGGAAGUGCAGGCUUCAUCAGUCAAGCGGUUGUUGAGAUCGUGCAUAAUUACUGUCAAAACAAGGAAACACAAUGUCUCAAAGAUCUCGCCAAUGCUAUACUUCGGAGACCUACUACGAUCAAUUGCAUUGCUCUAUUCGUUCGUCCUGACUAUUUUCUCGGACCACUUUGUGGGCUCUUGGACGAGUGGCGAUGGGAUGAAAUACAUGGAGAGGCACAACCGGUGUACGAUGAUUUUGGGGCCAUCUUUCUUCUGAUUUUGGUAAGCAGGGAGCGACUAGGGUUGUCAAACUCAAGCUUGGGUAUACGAAAGAAGGAUGGAUUCCUAGCUCGAUAUCUAGAGCAUGAGCAUAACGAAGAGAGCCUAGAGAACCUCUCUGAAGAAAGGAAACUGCAUUUGGGAAAUUGGAUCAACGCUCUUUACUUGGCUGAAGGCCUCAGCGAUGAACUGUUCACAAACUGCAGUCCCCACGACUUCUACCUCUUGAUUCCCACUCUCCUCCGACAAUCGAUGACGGCUCACCAGCAGGGAAAGCUAACUCAUGACUCUUUACAAGCCGGCUUGGAUUAUCUCCUUGAGCCUUUCUUGCUCCCUUCCCUGAUAUCGGCGAUGGAUUGGGUCGCAGAGGUUUUCCAGCAUGAGCGCAUGGUUGCUGGAAAGGUGUUGGAAGCUCUAAUCAAACCACCAGGGUCGUUGGAGUCUCGGGAUAUCCACCACACUAUAUUGACAUUGUGUGCGCCGAGGCUGAAGUUGCGCCUGAAGACUAUUGGAGCACAAGAUAGCGACGUCGACUCCAUUCUCAAGACCCUGGACCAGUGUCCGGACUUUUCGUUCGUCUCGGAGCGAGAACGAGAGACACCGAAUCCAGGGACCCUCAACAUUAUACAACAUUGCCUGGCAAAUCUAAUUACUUCCACAACUGCCUUGGACAUUGGGGAGGCCCCUCCUUUUGAGGACAUUUCUGCCCUCGUGAGCCGAGCCGUGGAAGUUCACGGACCCCAGACGACCCUGCGGGCAAUCGUUGGGGUGCUUCUACAACUGAGCGACAGUCACGUAUUCCUUUAUGCUCUUGAUGCACUCACAACCGCAGUUUGUAUGGCUGGAAACGGGCUUCGCGACGCCUUGCGCUUACAAUACCACGACCUGGGGAAUCUCUUGAAGAGCGGGGAAACUCUCGCUGCUGAAGGGGUGGUCCGUCUAUAUCGGCAAGUUGAAACAUACACGAAUCUUCUUGCUGUGCCGGACAUGGGCUUAGACUCGUUCAACUUUUCCCAGCAACUUACAAAUAUGGAUACGGCCGACCCCAAUCUCGACGCUGCUACUGCGGUGUCGGGCGGAAUGGACCUGCAGACAGAUCAGGGCCAAGCUGACGGAAUUGAUCAGGUACUGGAUGAAGUCGCCGCGAUGGGAAACCUAGACUCCAACGAUGCAGACAUGAGCUUUGAUGCUCUCUAUGACCUUCAGGGAAAUGAUAUGGAUCUCAAUGACUUGGAUUUGGACAUGUUCUGA
Messenger RNA from Fonsecaea pedrosoi CBS 271.37, 2835 nucleotides. RefSeq lists its product as uncharacterized. Gene Ontology annotation, molecular function: transcription coregulator activity. Gene Ontology annotation, cellular component: mediator complex. The record is from RefSeq and is a predicted model, not a curated record. Bases 1 to 2835 code for a protein of 944 amino acids. The transcript has 4 exons. Lineage: Eukaryota; Fungi; Ascomycota; Eurotiomycetes; Chaetothyriales; Herpotrichiellaceae. Gene Ontology annotation, biological process: regulation of transcription by RNA polymerase II.